AUGAGCAAAUCCGAGUUCAAAGUCAUCAUCGUCGGCGGAUCAAUAGGAGGCCUGACCUUCGCGCAUUGCCUACAACGCGCCGGAAUUGACCAUGUUGUCCUCGAAAAAGCCAGCAACCCAGCACCCCAAAUUGGGGCAUCCAUCGGUAUUUCCCCAAACGGAGCUCGCGUCCUUGAUCAACUCCAACUGUACGAGCUGGUUGAGGAACACAUUGAGCCCUUGACUACCGCAACCAUCCGCUAUCCCGACGGUUACAGCUUCAAGGGGUCUUUUCCUCAAGUGAUAAGUGAAAGGUUCGGGUAUCCGAUCGCCUUCUUAGACCGACAGAAGAUGCUUGAAAUACUCUAUGAAAACUACCCAGAUCGUCGAAGCAUUCGCCUGGGGGAAAGAGUGACCAAGAUCGAAAGUUGCGGUAAUGCAGUUAUAGUGAGAACGUCCAAGGGAUCUGCCUACCGAGGCCAUCUCAUCGUUGGUGCAGAUGGCGUCCACAGCAAAGUUCGACAGGAAAUCUGGAACACCCUCGAGAGAACCAGCUCCGGAGUGGCAACUGAGAGAUCUAGUCUCACGGCGGAGUUUCGCUGUAUCUUCGGCAUCUCCUCCCCCAUCAAUGAAUUGGUCCCAGGGGAGCAAGUAAACGCGCUAUUUGACGGCCUUACCAUCAUUACAAUCCACGGAAAAAAUGGUCGUGUGUAUUGGUUCGUCGUACAGAAGUUGGACAAGAAAUACACUUAUCCGGACUGCCCACGCUACAUGACAAGUGACAUUGAAAUCGCGGCAGAGGAACUGAGAAGUAUAGUAUUCUACAAAGAUCUUAAUUUCGGGCAUCUAUGGGAGACUCGGGAAACAGUCUCCAUGACGGUCUUGGAGGAAAAUACCUUUGAGACCUGGUACCAUGACCGGCUAGUUCUUCUGGGUGAUAGUGCUCAUAAGAUGACCCCAAAUAUUGGACAAGGCGCCAACAUGGCCAUAGAGGACGCCGCAGCUCUGGCAAAUUUACUUCAAAGCUUAAGGAAGGGUCGGAGCACCUGGCCUCCCACAGAUGGACAGGUGCAGACUCUUCUGCAUCAAUAUCGCAGUAUUCGCCAUGGCCGUGUCAACUCAGUUUAUAAAAGCUCCCGCUUUCUGGUCCGCCUACACGCCCGAGAUGGCCUACUGAAGACUCUCUUUGGUCGAUACUACAUACCAUAUGCAGGUGACUUGCCAGCGUAUAUCGGAUCUAAGUCUAUUGCCGAUGGGGUGUUGUGUGAUUUCCUACCUCCCCCAAUGCGCAGUGGAGGCGGAUGGGAGAGGUAUCGGACCAAACACUCAAAUUGGAGGUGGGUGCCUCAAGCUACCUUGUAUGUCCUCGCUUUUGCUAUUUUGUAUACAUACAUGGAUUGGAGGAGGGUACUUGGACUCGAUAGUGUUGAAUCGUUGUGA
This is a messenger RNA of Penicillium verrucosum, 1419 nucleotides long. RefSeq names its product FAD-dependent oxidoreductase. Gene Ontology annotation, molecular function: FAD binding. Bases 1 to 1419 code for a protein of 472 amino acids. The record is from RefSeq and is a predicted model, not a curated record. The transcript is spliced from 3 exons. NCBI's taxonomy places the organism in Eukaryota, Fungi, Ascomycota, Eurotiomycetes, Eurotiales, Aspergillaceae.